This is a messenger RNA of Letharia columbiana, 2031 nucleotides long. RefSeq lists its product as uncharacterized. Bases 1 to 2031 code for a protein of 676 amino acids. The transcript has 4 exons. NCBI's taxonomy places the organism in Eukaryota, Fungi, Ascomycota, Lecanoromycetes, Lecanorales, Parmeliaceae. The record is from RefSeq and is a predicted model, not a curated record.
AUGUCAGUUACUCAAGAGAGCCUGAGCCUUCAAUUUUCGCCUGCCGACAUUGUGCUCAGCUGCACCAUCUGUCAGGAGACACUGUCGACUAUAUAUGCCGAUGAUGACCAGAACAAUGGCCUCAUACGCAAAGAUCGCGAGGACUCUCAGAAUGGCAAAGUCACGAAGCUUUGGCUCACUGAAUGUGCUCAUCUCACUUGCGGAAAGCAUCUUCCAGGUGGAGGCGCACCAUUUCACUCCAUUCAAGAGGUUCCUCGAGCGCCGUGUCCCCUUUGCUCUAUUGAGAAGGACGACCACUCGAACAAGGCGCUCUUCUUUAUCAAUGGGACCUCCAAAGGCCAAUACGAUGAGAACAUCCCAGAUGUCUACUUCCAAAUGCCCCCAAUCGAGCUCAGUGGUGGAGACCCCGGGCUUGAAGCACUACGAUUUCAUUACCUUUCUCUGUUACGUUCCGGAACCAAAACACGCGAGAAGCUCAUAGGGUUGACAAAGGCGCUCAAGCGCUGGGAGGAUAAGAAGCCAGAGAUAGUGCGCUCUCUGAGCAGUGUUGCUCCUUUGCGAGAUGAGCUGUUAUCCGCAGGACGGAGGCUCAUGGUCUUGGGCGAAGAUGUCUCAUCCAUUGAGACCACGUUGAAGCUUGCUGGUGUCAGCCUAACCGAGGGUCUACGCCCUCAGCAGCAAAUGGAUAUACGCUCCCAGCAUCAGAGUAUGGACCUCAAGCCCGCAGGUCAAAAGUCCUCUCCUCUGGACGGAGGUUCACGCAUUGCCCGGGGUAGUGCCGCUGAUCUCGACUGCUUGAAGCAAGGCGCUGGGAUCUUCAAAGGCCGUAGUGGCGUCACGCAACAGGACUCGAUGCAGCAACAUGGUUCCUCCUCGAAGAGAAAGCGUGUGGAUUCGCGGAGCGAUACCGAACACCAGACUGAGUACGCACUUCGCGGGAGAGGGUUCGGAAUAUGUCGAAGUAGAGAUCAAAUGCCGCCUCCACCUAUUCCCAUGCCGCAGCCGUCUGUCUAUAUGGCUAGGGUUCCAUCUUCUGACAUGCAUGGUCUGGAUUACCAGCACGACCAUGUCAACGCUACACACUUUCAACGAGCCCCUAUCACGCCCCAGCGGCACCCCUCUCAAGGUGGUCUCAGUCGUUCAAUGCUUGCGCCUGGCUCUUCGAUGGAGCCAUCCAACACGUCCUUGGCAGGGGCUAGGACCAACAAUGGGCAGCCACGUAUGGAUCGCCGUCAGUCUCCCCGUGCCAACACGGGUACCGCAGGCCCCGUCUAUGCGCGAGGCGGCUGGCAGCCACCACCAGAAUCUUUUGACACCGAACACUCAUUGGAUUUUAGCUCGCCUAGCUCGUCACUGCCUUCCACUGGGCAGCCGCCUGCGCGUCGUUUUACGGGUUACCACCAAGGAAGCCUCAUGUUCCCAAUUGAGCUUGGAGAUCAAACAAUCGAUCCAAGCAGCCGCAGCUAUCGGUCAGUCAGUAGCGAUGGCUCAACAUUGUACUAUCGAAGACAGUCAGCACUCGCUAUGCAAUCUCAGCUUGAGUCGCCGGCUCCUUCACGAAAUCACGAUCCGUCUCCGAAUAGGGAAGGUCGCAUCACAUUAUCGAGGACGCCGUCCGUUGCCAGCCGGCAUUCCUCUGACAGAGGCAUUGGCCUUUCCAGCCAUGUUCGUAGCAGCAGCCGUCAGACCAACCAUCCAUCGGGCAACUCCAGCUCUCACCGCCAGCAGCUCGUGAUCACAACUCCAGCGCACCAGCAUGCUGUUGUAAGCGCUCAUUUUCCCAUGCGCCAGCCGGCCUAUAGCAGCUCCCUGCCUUCCCUCGGUGAGGCUAACACUCAAAUUUUCCGUCGGAAUAAUUCCUUCGACUCCGGUCCAACACCCGUGAACGGCGAGAUGAGACCUUACUCUUCUACUAAUGGCGAAAACAUCUUGGUGGCACGGGACCCGGAUCGUCGUGCGUCACAAAACCGUGGCAGGGCUCCUCUCAUGGAAUGGCAGGCUUCGGGUCCCCGCCGCCGUGCUAAUCGUUGA